GAGACGGAUUACACGCAGGCUGCAAUAUGUACCGAUGCCUUUUCAUCUGUCUAUUGGUACCUUCUAUAGAUGCAGCGUCUCUGCAUCAGGUAGUUGAAAGCACUGAAGGAGACUCCAUCAUCUUACCAUGCACCCACAAAAGAAUCACACAUGAAGGAAAACCACUGACAGUCCACUGGAGACACAACGACACCAGGAACGUGUACGAUAUCAUCCACAGCAGAAACUCUGUAAAGGAACAACAUCCAGCAUACAACAGCAGAGCUGAAGUGUUAGAUGAGCGACUGGAGAAGGGCCACAUUGAACUCAAACUCACCAACCUGCAGCUCUCCGACACUGGAACGUACCUGUGCUUCGUCCCCGAUGCCAGAGUUGAACACAGUACACAGCUGCUGGUCAAAGAAAGAAAAUUACCUGAAUACACAGCAAUUCAAUUAAGAAGCCACGGCACAGAAACAACACUAGGCAGAACUCUCCACAUCAUUAUUCCUCUAUCUGGACUCAUUCUGCAUUACUUAUGAACAGGCUUUUCUGAAUGGUUAUGUUAUUGUCACUGAAGCACA
Danio rerio (zebrafish) is the source of this 563-nucleotide messenger RNA. RefSeq names its product zgc:194627. NCBI's taxonomy places the organism in Eukaryota, Metazoa, Chordata, Actinopteri, Cypriniformes, Danionidae. The record is from RefSeq and is marked predicted. Gene Ontology annotation, biological process: regulation of leukocyte cell-cell adhesion; signal transduction; regulation of T cell activation. Gene Ontology annotation, cellular component: plasma membrane.